This is a messenger RNA of Owenia fusiformis, 907 nucleotides long. NCBI's taxonomy places the organism in Eukaryota, Metazoa, Annelida, Polychaeta, Sabellida, Oweniidae. The record is from the annotation of a GenBank genome assembly.
AUGACAGCUUUUAAGAUUGUCAUAACCAUUAUGGCACUGGCGUUAUUAGCGGCUUCGAUAACAGCCUUUACAGAACUUUCGAAAGGUUCUAUCCUCAUUACCAAAAGUGCACAAAACACAGAGCCACAAUUAAUUGGAGGUAAAGAGGACAUUGACAAAGGUGAAAUACUGAUCAAAUCUGGAAGACCCAAGGAUUGCACCCCGCUGCACUUCUCUCCGGUGGCUUUACCACACAUUGCUCUUGUGAGUGUACCAGGGAGUGGAAACACAUGGGUCAGACACCUCAUUCAACAAGCAACGGGCAUAUACACUGGCUCUAUAUACAAUGAGACAAAACUCGAUCAAGAGAUAUUUCCAAAUGAUCCUAAAAAUAAUUCAGUCAUUGUGACGAAACGACACACAAGAUGGUCUGAAAAGAAUGGCAUUACAAAGGCCAUUCUAUUGGUUCGUACUCCAUUUGAUGCGAUUGUUGCAGCUUUUAACAGGAUUGAUACAAAGAACAAAACUGAGACAGCGCCCAAAAAACGAUUUCUGUCCAAAGACUGGGAGAGAUUUGUGAGUUUACGGAGCUCGUAUUGGUUAUACCAUGGUGUCACUUGGUUAGCAUUUCCUUUUGGCCCCAUACACAUUGUCAGAUAUGAAGAGCUGAAAGUAAAUCUUAAGGAUGAGUUGAGAAAGAUUUGUAUUUUCCUUGGUCAUCCAGUUUCUGAAAAGACACUCGACUGUGUAGUUCAAAAUGCUGAAGGUGCAUACAAACGAAAAAGAACCAUAACCGAUAGAAGUAUUUUCCCUCCAAAGAUUCAGAAACGAUUAGAGGCCGAUCAAAUAUAUUUUGAUUAUAUUGCUAAAGGUUACAACGUUUUGUAUCGUGCUGAUACAUUUGAAUAAAAAUGAAUCACAAUACUGA